UCACCCUCAUCACAACCAUCAUCUGCAACGUCCUCAUCAUCGUCAUCAUCAGGAAGCCAGAUACCCAGUGAUUCAUCUACAAAACCUGUAAAAGAAGAGUCAUUUGAUGAGAUUAAAAGCAGGGGGAAUGAGCAUGUGAAAAAUUCAGAGUUUAAGCCAGCUAUAGAGUGCUACACCCGCUGUAUAGAGUUAGAUCCCAGACAGACUGUCAGCUACACCAAUCGGGCGCUGUGUUACAUCCGAAUCAACCAACCAGAACAAGCGGAACAGGACUGUACCACGGCACUGUCAAUAGAAGAGGACAAUGUGAAAGCUCUGUUCAGGAGGGCACAGGCCAAAAAGAUGCUUAAGAAGUUCAAAGACAGUUUAAGUGACUUGGUUCACUUACUGCGGGUCGACAACAAAAAUACAGCUGCCAAACGAGAACUAGAGCUGGUCAAGGACUACUGGCGAGAGGAAUUAAAAUCUCGUCCACCCCAAAGCUCCAGCAGUGAUUCAAAUGAAGACGAGGCAAAGCCAUCCAAGGAAGAUAAGAAGUCAAAGGUGAAAGGUCAAUCCUCAACCAAUCAGAAAUCUUCUCAGCCCCAAACAACUUCAAAAGGCAGUUUGCCAAAAUCUAAACAUCAGGAAGCCAGCAAGAGUGAAGAGAAGCCUGAGCCAAAGAAGGGGAAACAGAAAACCAGGAAACGAAUGGUUAUAGAGGAAGUAGAGUCUGAAGAAAAGCAAGAGGAGAGUAAACAAGGAGCUCCAAAGGAGACACAGAAAUCAUCCAAUCAGCCCAGUGUAAUACAAACCACCCAGGAACCUGGUGCCAGUCCUAAACAAACUGGUUCCUCCCCUAGUCAACAACCUGGUCCCAAGGCCAAACCAGCCAACCAAUCAAGUCAUCAAGAACCGAAGUCUAAAAAGAAAGGCAAGAAAAACAAGUCUACAGUGGAACAAACAUCAUCGCAAAAAUCCUCAGAAACAUCGUCGGCUACAUCAGAGAAAUCAUCAACUUCACAAAAAUCAUCAUCCACUCCGGUGCCUCCCAGUAAAGCCAAUCAGAAAUCCGGUGUUAAACCGACGAGUGCUGGACUUCCGGUGGUUCCCCCGGCAGCACCGAAGUUAGAGAAGGCCACUCCAUACGAGUUCAUUCAGGCAUGGAAUUCCCUGAAGAAUGUGACAGACACACAACCGUACGCUGAUUUGUUGAGACAGAUUUCCCCUAAAGAUCUACCUCAAGUUAUAAGUAAUAAACUUGAUGGUCCAAUGCUGAACAAAAUCACAAAGUGUGUGGCAGAAAAAUUCAUCACCCAAGGUGAUGUGGAUUUGAGCUACAGUGUUCUGUAUCAUUUAACCAAGGUUCCACGAUUUUCUAUGAAUGCCAUGUUUUUAUCUACGGCUGAAAAGAAAGAUAUCCAGACUGUCAUUUCAAAUCUACAGAAAUCACCUUCUGGACUAUUUGGUAACAAGGAGCUGUCCAGUCUGAAAAAAGAAUAUGGUGUUUAAUUGAAAAACAGUUAAAAAAUUAUACAGAGUCAAUACAAAAAUAAUGUCCUCAUUUUUUCAGUUACGAUUUCAAUUUGUUUCUUUUUAAUAAAAGAUUUUAAUUUUACAUAUCUAGAUUUGCUGUACUUUGAAAAUUUAUAUCAUAAAGAUGUGUUUGCAAAUAUCCAUAUUUACAUGACUGCACUGUUAAAAGAAACAUGACUGCACUUUUAAAUCUGGUGCAUGCAUGUCAAACAAAGACCUUGAACUGACAUAAAAUGCAUUGUUUGUUAUCAAAUAUUUCUCUUUGUAUAUUUUAUAAAAAAGUGUUUUAAUGAUCCCAAUAUUAUGCAAUCUGUUGCACUUGCUGUGAAUCAUUAUGAAAAAUUAUGUGCUUGCUUUUUGUUUUGCUAUUACAAGCUCUGAUGUUUUUAGAAUGGUACAGCUUUCUGUGAAGUGAUUAUGAAGCCCUGUAUCUUCUAUGUGGUUGUUACAGAUGAUGCUGUAGAUUUGUGAGACUGUUUUUCUCUACGGUUUUUAGCUGCGCGUACCUUUCUAUAUGAGACACCGCAGGUGUUUGUCAUACUCUAUCUUAUUCACGUGUGGUAUUUACUGUCUUAGGUCUGUAAUUACUUCCCUGAUUAAUUAAUUAAUUUCCAUAUUAUAUUGCCCUUGUUUCCUUCAUCAAAUCUGUCUUUUGACAUUUAAAUUUUUUCAGACAAUGAGUAAUAUUAGCAAAACUCCCAUUUUUUAAGAGCAUAUAAUGUGUUUUCUCUUUUUUGUUUUGCCUUAAAUAUUAAUUUUCACACUGUUUCAGUGGAUAUUUUUUGUCAAGUUGCAAUAAAUGUUAGAAAAGGUGUCUGCUAUGGUUAUAAUGAGCGUGGUAUUAAUGGGUAUGAUUCAUUAAUAAAAACGGCUAUAUAAAGCCGCAUGUACAAGUUUUGGUUGGUUUAAUUUGUAGAUAAAAAAACAAUGCUGUAACAACACUUUUGUAAACGAAUGUUGUGCUUGGUGCAACAUGUAUCUAAUAAAAAAUCAGGUUGUACAUUUUGUGAUCCACCCAGCAUGUAUAUAAUAAGAAAUAAGGUUCUUCACUAAAUGACAAUAUUGAACAUUAUAUAUGUAUGAAAAUUUG
Messenger RNA from Saccostrea cuccullata (small rock oyster), 2605 nucleotides. Its product is annotated as sperm-associated antigen 1-like. Gene Ontology annotation, cellular component: mitochondrion; cytosol. The transcript is spliced from 8 exons. Lineage: Eukaryota; Metazoa; Mollusca; Bivalvia; Ostreida; Ostreidae. Gene Ontology annotation, molecular function: heat shock protein binding. The record is from RefSeq and is a predicted model, not a curated record. The annotation marks the transcript as partial.